AUGUCCAAUUUUCGUGAACUGGAUAGUGUGCUGGCUAGAAUUAAUACCAUGAGUUGCGAAUCGCGAGAAAACUGUGCGAUGGUGUCGAGUAAAGGUCGACACGCGCGUCGGCGGAGUGAUUGGCACAAAGCUGAUGACGAGUUUUUCCAAGAAAGUUAUCCAUCUGGUCCCAGCAAUGCCAAUGAUACCGAAGCUGGGUACGAGGAUAUACAGGGUAAAACUCUCAAGAUCGGCGACAUCAGGUACACUGAACGUAUUGAGCUAGAUGAUCGCAUUGCGAAAAUAAAGACACGCGCUGAGCCAAUGGGCAGGAAACGAAUUCUGUUGCGGGAAGCUCGGGAUGAACCAUCGCCACGAAGUGAAAUUGUCGGUCCCAUUUCGGCUCACAGAAAACAAGCGUGUCACAACACACGUAUCUGCUGGCGUGACAAUGCGAAGUUGUUUGUUCCAUUCACUGCGUUGCUUAAAAGCAUCCAGGGUCGGUUUGGCUCCGGCUUAGCAUCCUACUUCAUCUUCAUGCGCUGGCUUUUAGCUUUGAAUCUGGUUAUGAGUCUUUUCAUGCUUCUGUUUGUGGUACUUCCUGCUAUUUCGGGGAAUGCAGAAUCCGGCAGUAUCUGCAACAAAAGGGAUCCAUUCUCUGCUGAAUGCUGUCAUGAAACAUAUGAAAACUCAACAUUGGUGUCUACCGGAUUUGAUGCAGUCUUUGACUUCGCCACGGGCACGGGCUGGCUGGAGUUGACUCACUUAUUCUAUGGGCAUUACCCGAAUGUGAAUGUUCGGUUGCAGUUCCUCGAGUGGACCUACGUUUUUCCUCUCGCAUACAUUCUCACUUGUUCCUGUUGUUUCCUGGUGUCGUUCAUGUGGAUCGUGUAUGAAGCCGCAAAGGGUUUCCGUGAGAGUUUAGUAAAUGAAAAGGGGAGUUUCCACGUGUAUUGCAACGUCGUUUUCGCUGGCUGGGAUUUCAGCAUAAAGAGUCCCAAAUCCGCCGCAGUGGAACACAGUGUCAUCACAAAUGAGUUGAAAUCUUUGUUGCACGCGGAAAUUAUUGCCGAAAAGAGGAAGAGCAUGCAGUCGUCGGAGCGAUGGAAGCUUCGAUUCAAGCGAAUGUUCGGGCAUUUUUGUGCUACUGCAACGUUGUUCGGAUCGGGUUUUGCAAUUUAUUACGCAAGCAAGUUGGGUUUAGAAAAUGCGAGGAUAAGCGACGGAAAUCAAACGAAAGAAGAAAUCGCUGGGAUCGAGGUGCCAGAUUUCGUGAUGGAAUAUGUUCCUAGUGUGACGAUCACGGUUCUCAACGUGGUCAUUCCUCCUUUGUUCGGCAUCCUGAGUGUGUUCGAAGGCUACUCACCCGAUCAACAAGUCAAUUUUCAGAUUCUCCGUACUAUCGGACUCCGUUUGGCAUCGAUAUUCUUUCUGAUGGCGUCCUUCUACUCAAUCAUGUGUCCUGCUGGUUCUUUUGAAUGUACUGGAACCAAAUGUAAAGCGCCUCCCUGUUGGGAAACUUACGUUGGUCAAGAAUUGUACAAACUGGUCUGGGUCGACCUGGUGUUUUCCUUGGCCAUGGUCUUCAUUGUUGGAAGUUUGCGAAAAGUCGUGUCUUCCGCGAUUCCUUUGUUGCAGGUGGAUUUUGACCUGCCUCGUCAAGUGGUUGACCUGGUGUAUUCGCAGUCCUUGUGCUGGUUGAGUAUCUUGUUUUCUCCGCUGGCGCCGUUGUUGCACGUGCUCAAGUUCCUCGUGGUCUUUUAUGUUAAGCAGUUCCACUUGAAAGUCAUCUGCGCUCCUUCGCUACUACUCUACAGGGCUUCCAAGUCGAAAGCACUCUUCAUGGGCGCCCUGUUGCUCUCGUUCCUCGCCGUCACCCUACCCAUUGGGCUCUUGGUCCUCGAAGUGCCACCAUCUCGGUCCUGUGGCCCGUUCCGUGGCCGAACCCACAUGUGGGGUGCUGUGGUGGACUCCAUCAAGGAAUGGCCAGUGUGGAUCAAGGCUGUUUUCGGGUUCCUCACCACUGCCGGGUUUGUGGUGCCGGCCUUGAUUGUGCUCAUUUUGUGUUUGUAUUAUUAUUACGCCAUGGCGGCGGCGCAUCGUUCGAUGGUGUCGCGGCUGCAGGAUCAGUUGAUCCUGGAGAACAGGGAUAAGCAGUUUUUGAGGGAGAAGUUGGAGGCGUUGAAGAAAUCGACGGGUCGAAGCAGCGUUGCUGAAGCUACCCCUUUACGGUCGACGUGA
Molecule: messenger RNA, 2220 nt
Organism: Notodromas monacha
Lineage: Eukaryota; Metazoa; Arthropoda; Ostracoda; Podocopida; Cyprididae
Source: the annotation of a GenBank genome assembly